This is a messenger RNA of Sphaeroforma arctica JP610, 873 nucleotides long. RefSeq names its product dephospho-CoA kinase. Gene Ontology annotation, biological process: coenzyme A biosynthetic process. The coding region runs from base 138 to 827 and encodes 229 amino acids. The transcript has 8 exons. Lineage: Eukaryota; Ichthyosporea; Ichthyophonida. The record is from RefSeq and is a predicted model, not a curated record. Gene Ontology annotation, molecular function: dephospho-CoA kinase activity; ATP binding.
CGGGCGUCGAAAUUCGCAUAGACGCACGCAUAUUUAUCAUCGGACUACUUACAUAGUACAAACUAUGUACACAUCUAUAUAAUUAUAUAUACAAGAAUAGGUUCAUACUAUAUACACAAAUACUAAGUGUAGUCACGAUGAAGAUCAUUGGGUUAACCGGUGGCAUUGCGUCAGGCAAGAGUACUGUCAGCCAGCAACUGACCCAGUUAAAUAUUCCAGUAAUAGACGCAGAUAAGAUUGCCCGAGAAGUUGUUGAGCCGGGGCAGCCUGCUCUACAAAAGAUUAAAGAAACAUUCGGUGAAGAGUUCUUCCUGGAGGAUGGGACUUUAGAUCGGCCAAAGCUAGGUCAGCGUGUCUUUGGGGAUGAAGCUGCCCGGAAGCAGUUGAAUAAAAUCACGCACCCAGCGAUACAGAACUUGAUGAUUAAGAGGAUGAUGGGGUACUUUUUCACCGGAUACCGCAUGGUGGUGUUAGACGUGCCCUUAUUGUUUGAGAGUCGAGUGUUGCUUAAGAUCUGCAGCAACACUGUUUGUGUAUACUGCAAUGCAGACCAAGAACUCGAAAGGUUGAUGAGAAGAGAUAAGUUGGGACGAGAAGAUGCGGAGAAGAGGAUAGGCUCGCAGAUGCCCUUGGAAGACAAGGCGCGGGAAUCCGACUACAUUAUAGAUAAUACAGGCGAUUUGGAGACACUCAAGGAAAGGGUAGAGGAGCUUGUGGCGACUGUAACACCUACGUUCAUAGAGGCGCACGGAGUUAAGAUUCUGGUUACAACACUGGUGAUUUUCGUCUCGUUUGUGUCCGUGCGUAAGUUUGUGUUCGGCGGCUAGUAGCCCUGGUAUAUGAAAUAAAUUAUUAAGAUUUCGGUGAUAUGGA